Messenger RNA from Colletotrichum graminicola M1.001, 180 nucleotides. RefSeq lists its product as uncharacterized. The transcript has 2 exons. NCBI's taxonomy places the organism in Eukaryota, Fungi, Ascomycota, Sordariomycetes, Glomerellales, Glomerellaceae. The record is from RefSeq and is a predicted model, not a curated record. The coding region runs from base 1 to 180 and encodes 59 amino acids.
AUGAAUGACUCGGCGGAAUAUGUCCCGGAAGCGUAUGCGGCGCCGGCUACAGGCUACGAUGACGGCGAUCCUACACGCUUCAAGGGACAACUACCGUACCCGCAAGUUCCACAAGAUCUACAAUGCGCCGAGGGAAACAUGAAGCGCCGGUGGCUCUGCCCCCUGGUUAACACUUCAUGA